CCAGCAGACGACUCCAGAGAAGAAGGCUGAUGCCCCCUGCUCUGGGAUCAUUAUUGUGUUGAUGACACUGAUGACUGGACACGACCGUAGAGUCUUCUUAAAGUUUAUUAGGCAGACUGGAUUGACUGGCGCUACACACUCCGGGACAGACGGUGGCGGUGUAGCACCGAUACGUUGUUUGCCAACCGCCAUCACACACAACAGAGAAAGACACAGCGGAACACGGCAUCCUGCACUUCUCGACCAAGCGGAGGUUCGACCGCUCAGGAUGGCUGACCCCACGCUGCAGUCCUUCAACGUGUUUCUCACGGAGAGGCUGUCCGCUGCUGCGCUGGACAUCUACGGCUUCGUGGAGAAGACUCUGACGGACUACCAGGAGGAGGUGAACCGGACCAGACAGGAGAACCGGAGGCUGCAGCGGCUGCUCGACCUCCUCUACAAGCCGGAGAUAAGACUGCACAGGGCGGAUGCCAAACAGCAAACUACACCGCCCACCACGGAGGAGAUCCACCCCAUACGGAGUCCAAGUGGGCACCAGGACGAGCCAGGACCCUCCCAUGUCAAAGAGGAGCACAGGGAGGAAUUGUGGAUCAAUGGGUGCGAGGAGCAACCUUCAGCUGAGGACAGCGAUGAUGAGGACUCCUUAACAAAAGAACUCAUCAAAACAGUGCAGCAGUUAGAGGACUGCAGGGCUGCAGAGGAGAGCCAAGAGCUCGUGCAAAGGACUGAGGAGGAUCCAGAGCCCUCUGAGGAGAAGACCAGCACUACCUUAUACCGCUGCCACAUAUGCAACUACAUAUUCACCAAAAAGACUGUACUCACAUGGCACCUCAAGACACACGAAAGCAAGUCACCUGACGGCAAGGGAAACUUUGACUGUCACAUAUGUGGCAAGCAAAUCCCCUGUCAGAGCAAUCUGCAGAACCACAUGAGGGUACACACAGGGGAGAGACCCUACAGCUGCCACUUCUGUGGCAAGUGUUUCAAACUGAAAGGACACAUGACAGAACACAUAAGGACUCACACGGGAGAGAAGCCUUUCAGCUGCCACAUCUGUGGCAAAUCCUUCAACAGAGGCUCCACUCUGAGAAAACACGUUUUAGCCAAACACAAGGAGGAGAGGCCGUACAAAUGUGAGGAUUGUGACGAGUUGUUUACGGAAAGACUGCUGAUGAAGACGCACAUGCGAAAAGUUCAUGGUGUCAAAUUGUCCACAAGUACGGCCUAAGACCAUCAGAAAUCAUUUAUGAUGCAUGUGGUCUAAACUCUGAGCCGAGAAUAGGGCUUAGUGCUAGCAUCAGUGAGUUUCCAUAACAAUAACAUUAUUGUAAAAAUCGUUUUUAUUUCACAUGAGGCCAGACCUGUCAAAGAACAUGGAUCCAGUAAAGUGUUAUUAUAAAUAUUGUAUAUUUAUUUGUGAGUUAGAGAUUGAGAUCACUCAUGUUUUCGCAUUAUGUAUGGAACUGGAGUUGAUUAGCUUAGUUUAGCAUAAAGGUUGCAAAUAGAGGGGAAAAAGCUAGCCUUACCCUGUUAAUGAUUUGGUGUGUAUUCCACACACUCAAUCUAGUGGUGAGGUUGCAGAUUACAAUCAAAUGAACACCUCUUUCUUUUCCAGUAUUUCAAGUAAUGAAAAGAUAAAUAUGAAUAUUAUAUUACAUUUUUGCUGAUGGAAAUCCUCCUAAAUCCUACACAUUGGAGCUUUAAAAGAAAAGAAUACACUUAUCAACAUUUCUAAAGGUCAACAAUAAACCUUUUCCUCAUUGCUCACUAAAUUUGUACACUAAUAACAAGA
Messenger RNA from Paralichthys olivaceus (Japanese flounder), 1792 nucleotides. Lineage: Eukaryota; Metazoa; Chordata; Actinopteri; Pleuronectiformes; Paralichthyidae. The record is from RefSeq and is a predicted model, not a curated record.